CGCUGCCGGGUGCGGGGCGGGCGCUGCCGGGUGCGGGCGGGCCCCGCCUCCGUCCCCGCCUCCUCCUGGCUCUCCUCUGGUCUCCUCCGGACGGCGCCCCCCCUCCCCGGAGCUUCCCGGUCUCCGAGGCCCAGGGUUUCCCAGUGAAAUAUAUACUAAAUAUCAACUGAUAAAUCUUGGGUAGAAAUCCUACUUAUGAUCUGAAAGUUAAGAUUGCUUGGCUUAGUUGCACUGAGGAAUGAAGUGGAAAUUGCCUUAGACUGGGAGUCAGACAAAGAACAUGGAUUCCAACAUCAGCUGACUCUGCAUUAGCGUCCUGUAACCUCCAUGAAUCUGCUUCCUCAUCUCCAAAAUAGCAAGAGUGCUUGUCCAACCCACUUCACAAAGGACUCAAGAGGAUCAGAUGUUUAUAGAGUGCCCAGAAAUCAUGAGUAAAAAACCCACUCAAAUCCAUGUUUUCUUUGGAGCACCAGUUAUUCCAUCAAAUAUAGCAGUAUCGCAAGAACAAACUUAUUCAGCAACGAGUGCCAAUCCGUGGAAAAUUACUCAGUUCUUUUAUCAUCCCCAUUCCUUAAAUGUUAGUGCUGAAACAUGCAAGUGUGGUCAUCUUGAAGACCAUCAUGUAAGUCUUCCAGUUCCUCUUAAAGAACAUAUCCUGAACUCUGAUAAGACUGGAUCUUGCCAUGAUGAAGACUAUUUAACAUGUGUUCCAGAAACACAGUGUAUAGAGUCCCAGAAUAGUGAUCCUUCAAGGAUAAUUGAUACAUCCUACUAUCAUGAGCAAAUACCUGGAUUUGAGAGCAGAGUACAACAGCAUUUAAAUGAAGGAAAAUAUCAUCAUCCUGUGGAUGAUGAUAAUAAAAUCAUGGACCAGCAGGAAAAAUUUGAAUCCAAUUUCUCUUUGCAAAAUCUUUUUAAAAAAAAUUCCCAGCCAAUAAAACAAGAUUAUUCUGAUAUGUGGGAUUUGGUCUGCAGUACUAAGCAGAUUAAUAUAGAACCAGAAGUUGUAGAAAAUGAUCACAUGCCAUUAAAAAAUAAUGAGACAGUCAACCAUUCUCUGGGAUUCUCUUCUCCCCAAAUAACAGAUGAGCCUAAAGAUAAAGGAGUGAUAAUAAGGAAGCUCUCGAGCUUCAGUACAUCAGCAGACAUUGAAUUUCUUACUAUUAUGACAUCAAGCAAGAAAGCUUUUCUAGCCCAAAGCCUGGAUAAAGAACAGAGUUUUCUAAGUAAAGAAACUUUGAGCAUUAAGCCAGAAUCAAAGGAAAGUUGUAGGGAAGUGAGACUAGAAAAUUCCAAUAAUUUUGUGAAUGCACCAAAUCAGGCAAACUCCCUUGAACUUUUUAGUCCUAAUCGUCCUGAGACAACAAACAACAGCACUCCCUUAAACUGUAGCAACGGAAUCAAAGAAAAUACAGCAUCUCAAGGACUUUUCAAAACUCCUAAUGAACAGUCCACAGAUGAUUUUUGUAUUGAUUCAUUUAGCACAAGAAAAAUUUGUCCUCAACAAAAUACUUUCCAUAAAGUUUCUAUGAAAAGAAAUCGAACAAAUGAAGAUAAGUCAGGUCCUUCAAGCACUGUAUCAGAAGCCCUCCAGGGAUCCAAGAAGGUUAAAGAAACCCAUCAAAUCUCUUCCAGAGCAACUCCUGAAAAAAGUGUAUCUAGCUUUGGCAAGUUCUUAAACAAAACAUCACUGUUGAAAAAUUGUGUUUGCAAAAGCCAGAGAUAUAAUUGUUUGGUUAUGGCCUUACAUCCAUGUCAUGUGAAGGAAAUACACAUAAAAACAGGACCAAAUUCUGGCUGUAAAGUUCCUUUGGCAACUAUUACAGUAAUUGACCAAUCAGAAAUUAAGAAGAAGGUUGUACUGUGGCGUGAUGCUGCCUUUCGCAUGCUAACAGUAUUUCCUGGAGACAUAAUUUUACUAACAGAUGUCACUAUACAUGAUGACCAAUGGUACAGGGAAACAGUACUGCAAUCUACAUCUACCACUCAGUUAUUGAAUCUGGGAAGUUGCUCAUCUGUCCAAGCAAAAGAAUAUUCCUAUAUAGUCAGUGUUACAGUACUGCAAGAUUUAUUGGGGUACAUCUCUUCAAAGCAUUCCUACAUUGUAGAUCUCCCUUUUAGACAUCCUCAGAAAUUGGAAAGUAUACAGUAUGUAGAACUGGACCAGCUUCAGCCAAACACAUUAGUCCAUUCAAUAUUAAAAGUUGUCAGUAUCACAGUACUAACAGAGGCAGUAUAUGGUUACAGAGGACAGAAACAAAGAAAAAUUAUUUUGACAGUAGAACAGGUCCAAGAUCAACAUUUUAUACUUGUAUUAUGGGGUCCUGGAGCAGCUUGGUACUCAGAGUUUCAAAGGAAAAGGGAUCAUCUUUGGGAAUUUAAGUAUCUCCUUACUCAGUACAAUUCCACAUCAGGACAUCUAGAAUUGCAUACAACCCCAUGGUCUUCCUGUGAGUGCCUCUUUGAGGAUGACAUGAGGGCAAUUGACUUUAAAGCCAAGUUCCAAAAAAGAGAAAGUCACCUUAUGAAGAUCUCACAUUUAUCUGCCCUUCUGGAAGAGAAGCGCUCGGGAGUGGUUCAAAUAGAAGCCCAGAUUUUAGCAUUAAUGUUCCCUGUUCCUACCCAUGAGAGCCGGCAGCUUGUCCUAGAUGCCAGCACUUCUCUGGAAGAUAUUCUUACGUGUCUCUCCACCAUUAUAUAUUCAGGAUGUGGAAAAUGUGGACUGGAAUUAGAAAUAGAUGAGAACAAAAUAUACAAGCAAUGUGUCAGCUGUUUGCCAUUUACUAUGGUGAAAUUGUACUACAGAGCAGCACUAAUGACUGUGUCUGAUGGCAAGAAUGAAAUUCAAAUUCAUGCAGGAUCAGAGAUAAUGCAGAAGAUUCUUCUCAAUAUUCCACCUGAUUGGUUAAGCAGAGUUGUAGGUAUUGAACAGAUGUCAGCUGCCUGUUAUUAAUGCUACUCCCAAAGACAUGAAGGAGGAGACCCAGAAGCUUCUUGGCCCACUUUUCAUGAGUUAAUGACUUUUGACUUGUCUUUCAACCAAAGCAAUAUAAUAACAAGCUUUAAGGAAGAGACAGUACUAAGACUGUAUUUAAAAGCAAAAAGUAAUCCUGCAGAAAAGUUUGUUCCUAAAAAAACUGAGCCUUAAAAAUAGAAAUAUAGGAUGGAGGGAAAUAGCAGCAGAGCAAGAAUUAGAAUUAGACUUAGGAAUUAGACUUAGCCUUGUGUGGUUUUGGUUUGGGAAAAGCCACAAAAUUAGUCUUCCUUCUAACUGGAUGCAGAGAAAUAUGCUACAUCUUCAGGAAGCCUUGAACCAAUCUACAAAAUCUCUCUCCUUUGGACCAUUUCCGGAAUCCAGAGCCGCUGUUCCAGUCACUGAGAUGGAGAGAUAAGUAUGAUAGGAACCUUCAAACAGGCAAAUUUUCCAUUUCAGAUUUCAUCCCCUAUCUAGCUUAAGAAAUAACCAAUUAUGUCUGUCAGGCUAAUUCUUAGAAAUAAACAGCAAUAGAGUCUGAAGGGUUGGUUAUAACUUAUUUUUACCAAUAUUAUGACAAGUAUUGUGCCAUCUUCUCUGUUCUUAAAGACUCUUUAGAGAUAAUUAGCACAAUGAUUAAUACAAAAUUCAUCUAUGAUGGUGACUUAAAAUUUGUUUGAAAAUAUUAGGUAUAAAACAAUGGAAUGGAUAAAAAAUUGUAAAAAUAAAAAUAUCCUAUCCCAGCUUUCCAUUGUUAUCUCCUGUUUUUCUUCCCUCCUUGGCAACACAGAAAAGUGACAAAUAAAACUGUACUUAGACCUCACUUCAAGUAAAUAUCAAAGAUGCUUUUGCUGUUUAGUUGGAUUAACACAAAGUGUUAGAAAAUCUUAACUGAAUUGCCAUUUUUGCUGGGUCAUUCCAUUGGAUCCUGAUUCACAGAUGCAGUGUGAGCUAAAUAAAUAUUCAUUGACUUGAAC
This is a messenger RNA of Sarcophilus harrisii (Tasmanian devil), 3951 nucleotides long. RefSeq names its product shieldin complex subunit 2 (gene SHLD2). Gene Ontology annotation, biological process: regulation of double-strand break repair via homologous recombination. The record is from RefSeq and is a predicted model, not a curated record. The coding region runs from base 404 to 2953 and encodes 849 amino acids. The transcript is spliced from 11 exons. Gene Ontology annotation, cellular component: site of double-strand break; nucleus. NCBI's taxonomy places the organism in Eukaryota, Metazoa, Chordata, Mammalia, Dasyuromorphia, Dasyuridae.